AUGUCUACAGCUCUUCCUUCUUCAGACACAACAGUACAACUUGUUGGUUUAUCUACUAACCAACCACCUACUGCAAGUCCAUCACAAGCAUUUUUGCAACAACAACAACAAGCUCAAAAUAUAUUUAGACAGAGACAACUUAUAGCUCAAAAACAAAUGAUGCAACAACAAAUGUUGCAACAACAGAAAUUAACUCCUCAACAAUUACAACAACAUCAACAGAAAUUAACUCCUCAACAAUUACAACAACAUCAACAGCAACUUAUUCAACAACAUUUAUUACAACAACAGCAACAAUUACAACAACAGUUUCAUCAGCAGCAGCAGCAACAACAACAACAACAACAACAACAACAACAGCAACAACAGCAACAGCAACAACAGCAACAUCAACAACAGCAACAGCAACAACAACAACAACAACAGCGACGUCAAUCACAACAACAAACACCUACAAGUACACCCCAAUCAACGAAUACUACACCAGCUAUUUUACCAAUAAAAAUAGAUCCUCAAACUAUUGCUGCUUUAGAAUCAAUUCAUACAAGUGGUCAAGCUGUACUUCGGUUAAUUCAAUUUGUUGAACAGUUAACUCCAAGCCCAACUGAGGCAGUGGAUUAUAAACAUUGGGUCAAUUUUACAGAUAAUUUCUUUACUCCAGAAAGUCAUUUAGUAUUUGAAUUAAGUAAUACGGAAGAUGAUGAAAAAAAAUCAUUUGAAAUGACUACACCUACAAUAGCUGGAUUUUUUCAAGUUCAAUAUCUUUGUGGAGUCAAAUCUAUUCAAAUGACGUUAGGAAAGACAGAAGAAUAUAUAUUAGCAGAUGGUGUAAUGCAUGUAGAAUGCCCUCGUGCAAGUUUGCUUCAUCGUUAUGAAAAUGGCACUUUGGUCAUCAAUACGGGUCCUUUAUGGGCUCAAUUUUUAAGAACAUCAGCUGGUGUCUGGAAAAUUAAUCAUAUGGAUUUUAAAUGUAAGAACCAUGAAGAAUACGUGUCUAAAUCAAAUAUAAAAACGGGUCCAAUUCCAAAUUCUAAGAAAAAAACGCAAUCAGUUAUACCUGAAUCACCCAUAUCAAAAUGGUAUUUACCUUCUCGUGUAGUAAAUUACUUGCAAAAUGCUGAUCUUGUUUGUGAAGCAGAUGAAAUUAUGUUUCACUCUCUGGUUACAGAAACAACGGCAAAAGAUAGUAUGGGUGCUAUUAUACUUGAUCAUACACGUAGAUCAAUUUUAAAACAUGAAGAUGAAGAUAAUAAAGUAAAUAUGAGUAAUAAUAAUACAUCAGUAGGAUCUCCUAUUGUAAAAACACAAAAAGGACAUAAUCAGCAAACUACCAUGACACCACUUCAACAACAGGCAGCUUUAAGGCAACAACAACAAUUAUUUCAACAACUUCAACAACAAGCAACUUCUCCUUUCCGUCCACCAGCGUCAAGACAAAGCCCACAAUUACAACAAGGUAGAUUAGGUAGUAAUCAAACGAGUCCUACUAAUAAACAAUCAACAAAACAAUCAAGACAACAACAGCAAACAGCAUCUUCCUAUCCUGAUCAAUUUUCGCCACAAAGUCCAGUGUCGCGUAAGUGA
Cokeromyces recurvatus is the source of this 1584-nucleotide messenger RNA. Its product is annotated as LIM-domain binding protein-domain-containing protein. The transcript is spliced from 8 exons. The record is from RefSeq and is a predicted model, not a curated record. Lineage: Eukaryota; Fungi; Mucoromycota; Mucoromycetes; Mucorales; Mucoraceae. Bases 1 to 1584 code for a protein of 527 amino acids.